AUGGCUCUAACAUUGGACUUAGACAAGUUCUCUGUCCGUCAUCUCCAAACUAAAGAAGGGCUAGAAGAUGCUUUCGAGCAUUUGAACAACGCGUUGGCUGUCGGCCACAUUGAGGACGUCGUGUCCGACCUUCUCUCGAGACCGGGUCUGUUUGUAUACAUAUUUUCUGGUGAGAUGUCCGCGUGUAGUGCUUCGGGUGAAAUGACAAACAUCCCCGUAGUCUUCCCAGACUCCUUACCCAUGCGCAUUAAGAUCCUCCAUGCCUUUCCGACGGAUUCGCAAAUCAUACAACAGUCUUUCAUUCCACCUCUUCUCUCGACUUUAUCCGCGUUUUUCUUUACCUUACCUGCCGAUGCUUUCCAUGGCGACGAGUCACGAACCGUUGGCAGGUACGAACGUUACGUUGCGGAUGUUUGGCCUGCAAUGGCCGUCCUGUCUUGCAUAGCCUUUGGCACCACAACUUCCAGAAACAAGAUGAAAGUUGACUUCAAGGACAGAAAAACAACUGUUUCAGCGCAUGACGCUACCGUUCUACGCAAGUUGGGCAUCGAUCUGCCUUCUGAUUCCCACGCCGCCAUGCAGGCCUUGGGAGAUGUAAUGAAUAUCAUAUCGCAGAUUCUAAAAUUUUAUCUUGGCUUAUUGUGUGAUCCUCGGUUUGGGAACCAAUGCAAGGACGUUUACUUUGGUGCCAGUGGCGAACGGGAUCACGAUGAAACGGAAGCUGCGGUCGCGUUACCGCUAGCGUAUACCGAAGUCCCCCAUCUUGAAGCGACGCUGGCUGUCGCCGACAUAGAUCAAUUCGGCGAAUGGUAUCAAAUUGACUGCGCGCUCGACGAUGAUGGCCAGGCAGAACACCAAGGUAAGGCGUCACAAAGUUUUGUGCUCCCUACUCAAUUGCCAGAAGUCGUCAAAGUGUAUGGAAUUUAUUCGCACAAGGAACUGGAUCACAUUUGGCCAUGGCUUAGCAAGCUCCUGAACGGGCGUGGUACAGAAUAUCGGCGAAGAUGUGUCCUCAGGGAACGUACUGAAUCAGGCGGCGGAGUUUACCGCCCGGCCCUCUUCCGUCCAAGAAUGGAAGAGUUUACCACGGAAGAAUCUCCUAUAUUUGUUCAUGAAGAUGGAAAAAAUGAGGAUCUUAGUUGGGUUAUGUCGAACAAAUAUGUCAAACUGUCAAAGGCUUUCCUCAAUGGAUUGAGAGCAGAGCAGAAAGUUGAAUUACCGUUCCAGCUAACGACGAAAGAAUGGCAAAUCGUACAAUGCCCGACAUCCUGUUAUGUCAUUGGAAGGAGCGGAACGGGCAAAACGACUGCCAUGGUUUUCAAGAUGCUGGGUAUCCAGCGCGCAUGGGAGCAAGUUCCUGGUGUGAAAAAACCCCGCCAACUUUUCGUUACGAGAUUUCCGGUCCUUGCUGCCAAAGUCGAAGAGUUCUACACUGGUGUGGUGGAGUCUUUGGCGUUGGCGGGACGCACCGAAGAUGAACUCAGGAACCUAAGGUCUCAGGCUCGAAAUGCUGAGCAAGAACUGCCACAAAUGAUCGAUCCGCUGAAUGCUGUCAGCUACCGCCUUGGAACGCCACACAAAUAUAGCGAGCUCAGUGACCACGACUUUCCGUUGUUCAUCACAUUCGAUCAAUUGGCACGGAUGAUUGCGGCGGAUAUUCAGGCCGACGACUCAAAAGGAUGUGAUCGUCUUAUCGACUCGAAAGAAUAUGAUCGCCUCAAGUUCAUACUUGAUAAGGUGGUAAAUGACGAGUCCUUCAUUCGACCAUGGCUCGUCUUCAGUGAAUUUAUGGGCGUUAUUAAAGGAUCGGAGAAAGCUUUCGGUAGCCCCAAUGGAAUUCUCGAUCGACAAGCAUACGUGAAUCUCUCCUCUCGCAAUUAUCCCGUGUUUGCAGGAGAUAGGGAUUCACUGUACAAUUGUUUCGAAUUGUAUUCCAAGCUGAAGCAUGAGCGAUAUGGUUAUGACAUGGCCGACAGAACAUAUGCCAUCUUGAAAGUGUUAUCAUGCAACCCUUUGAAAGGACAGCCCGUAGACUAUUUAUAUGUCGACGAAGUGCAGGAUAACCUGAUCAUCGACACAAUCUUGCUGAGAAUCCUCUGCAGAAAUGCAGAUGGGUUGUUCUGGGCGGGUGACACUGCUCAGACGAUAUCUGCCGGGUCUAGUUUCCGAUUUUCGGAGCUGAAAGCCUUCAUUCAUCGUGUUGAGGCAAAAGGAGGUAUGGGAAUUCCGAAGUGUUGCGCCAAACCCGAACAAUUUGAGCUUGCCAUCAAUUACCGCUCCCAUGGUGGCAUAGUUAACUGUGCGCAGUCAGUCGUGAAACUUUUAACUGAUUUUUGGCCGCAUUCGAUCGACAUGUUGCAACCUGAAUGUGCAAUGCUGGGUGGACCCAAACCUGUCUUUUUCGCGGGAUCGUCAAAUGAAAGCCUUCCGUAUGAGCCAUUCUUUUCAGGGCUUAAUGGUAAUCGAGAGCUCGGUGCUGAACAAUGUAUCCUCGUAAGGGAUAGCAUCAUACGUGACCAAAUCCGGAAGCGGUAUGGUGAUAUUGCUGUAAUCCUGACUCUCCCAGAAAGCAAGGGGUUGGAAUUUGACGAUGUUUUCCUCUAUAACUUCUUCGAAGAUUCUCCUGCCCAGGUGUCUCAAUGGCGCAUUGUCUUGAUGGCAGACAACAGUCAAGAAACCACUCCAUCACGCGAUGUAAGGGAAAGUCCACAUUCCGUGCUGUGUACCGAACUGAAAAAUCUCUACGUGGGAAUCACCCGAGCCCGGAAGAGGUUAUUCCUUCUGGACCACUCCCAUAAGAGUGAACCGAUGAGGGAAUUCUGGUCGAAGGACGGUCUUAUUGAUGUUGCACCCCCGGGCAAUAUUUCCCAAUACAUCGGCGAGUCAACCCCAGAACAGUGGGCCGCAUCCGGCUAUAAACUAUUCAAUGCUGGACAAUUCCAAGAAGCAAUUCGCUGCUUCGAACGCGCAAACCUACCGACACAGCUCCGAAUCGCACAGGCAUACCGACUCCGUGAGGUUGCAAUGUUAACCUCUCAAGCUCGCGAACGCCAGAAGGCGUUCCUUAGUGCAGCGGAAGCAUUCGUUGAGUGUGCAGGCGAGGCCCACGGCACGCAAAAGACUAGUUUCUAUGGUGCUGCCGCGAAGUGCUACGGAUUGGCCGACAGCGUCCACCAGGCAGCGAAAUUUUACAUUAAUGCUGAUGAUUUUGCCGGGGCUGCCAAGCAAUAUCACAAAGCUGGUUGCUUUGACGAGAUAGCGCAAAUACUAAAACGUUACCAUGAGAGAAUCGCUAAAAGCUACAAGAACGAGCUGCUGUACAUAUGCGUUGUGCACUAUUCUCGCAAUGGUCUGAGACCACCAACCCCCUUGUUCUCUGAGACAGAGGAAGAACUAAAAUAUCUGGAAGACAAAGGCUUACAUCAGGCACGCAUUGAUCUGUUGGCAUCGUUAGGGAGGUUUCUCGAGGUCGCCGAGAUUCAGCUUCUUAAUCUUGGACGGCCGUGCGAUGCUAUCCGAACCCUCCUAGAGCACCAAGACAACCAACCCGGCGCGAUGCAACGUGCUGUAGAUAUUGCCCUGGAUAUUCUAUGGCGGGGGUGUUCCUUUGAUACGGCAGUCCACGACAUCCUGCAGAGCAAGGAAGCCGAUGCUUACAAGGUACUGAGCUGUAUAAAAGACAUUCCGCUUUCGCCCUUGAAGUUAACAGAUAGCAGAGAAAUCCGCUUUUUCCGUACAGUCCAGAAGUCUCCGUCUGCUAAGGAGAUCUAUCAGCUAGGAGAGGAAUUCUCUGAUCAGAAAGAAAAUGCCAUGGCACUCAUGGCAUUCGACGUCUUCCACUCACGGAUGCCGACACUUCAUUCCGUACACCCUUCAGAAUUUGAUAAUUUCCUGAGGCGCUUCGAAAGAUACAUUCGCCUUUUAGCUUCUAUUGUGUCUGGCGACAUUCCUCUUCAGGCUACCGACUCUCAAGUGCGGAAAGUCUUCGGCAUCGUUCCAUCGUCCGAUCACCAUUAUUCAAUCACGACGGGGUCGUUUCUACAUAGGAAGUUCACACAGAAUCGACAUUUGUCGGCAGACAUUGACCUCCUAUUGAACGCGCGAUUGAAAGAACGGCUACGCCAAAAAGUCGUAGAAGAAAACAAUAUAUCCUGUAUCGCUCGAGCUUUUUCACCUCCAUGCCCAUUUUCUCUUCUGCACGAUUGUCGCUGCUACACUGACGCGCUGCAAUCAUCAACACUUGAGGAGAACGUCGUUAAAUGCAGCAUUGUACAACAUGAAGGAGGAUAUAAAGACUGGUACUCAAGCAUGAUGGCCGGGUUGCACCGCCUGUAUGCGGCUAUAUACUAUCCAAUUUACGUUGCGGGUUCCGUUGCCGAUCUCGACUGGAACCUCGUCCGGAAUGCUGCAGAAUGCAUCAGCGCUGCUCGGAUAUGGAUUCAAAAUGUAAUUGAAUACCUGAUGACUACUGAUGAUCCGGCAAAAGAAGGCGACUACUUGAUGAACAUCAUCCGUGUUACUUGUCUCCAUAAGGUGCUGGGUGGAGAUUUUCAGUUACAGGAAUAUGUCUCGCGGAGUGAAUGUUGUCCCAUAUCCUACGGAACAGAAGACGAGACGGAGGUCGGAGAUGAUGAUGUUUCAGUGGAUGUAGUUACAUCCCUGAUCAAUUUGGAUCCAAUCCUUGGAAUGUCAGCUCUUCGCUUCAUGUUACAGAACGGUACUGGUAUGGAUCUGUCCGUUGUAUGCAAUUUUGUGGAGGAAAUUUGUAGCAUGUUCGUCUUGCUGCUACGUCCCUCCAAUUCUUCCCCACUCCACGGCCUCCUUGUUCCGCGAAGAUGGGUAAUGGACCCAAACAAGCCCGACACUUCCAGAUAUAUAAUGCAGCGUUUCCUAUACCAAGUGCGACGCCUGAUGGAUCUCCUCCGCUUUGGAAGGGCUCACACGAAAUUUGACUUGCCUCCGGAUGAAGCGUCGUUCGUGGACAUCAUAUUGGUUCAAUUGUGCCGCAUGCUCUACAUUUUGGGGUAUAACGUGCUCGACGCAGGACUCAGCGAAACGAUUGCGGAGAUUCUGUUACUGCCACCGCUGGAAGUGGAUGAUACCCGCAAUCCGUCGCCACAGAUCCUACGGCGGCUCGCCGAUCAACGCCUAGAAUACCUGAAGACAAUUCAGGCGUUAGACAACGGAUCUGCCAUCAAAGACUUAGUACUCCUGGUACACAGUGAUCGACACCACCGCACCAGUCCACUCCACCGGUAUAUCCCGCGACUUGUGUUUGAGACUGCUGCCGACAUCACUCACCAAUUAAACCGGGCUCCAGCAUUUUGA
Molecule: messenger RNA, 5328 nt
Organism: Pisolithus orientalis
Lineage: Eukaryota; Fungi; Basidiomycota; Agaricomycetes; Boletales; Pisolithaceae
Exons: 32
Coding region: 1-5328 (1775 amino acids)
Molecular function (GO): ATP binding; hydrolase activity
Source: RefSeq, a predicted model, not a curated record